Messenger RNA from Colletotrichum spaethianum, 1242 nucleotides. RefSeq names its product putative dioxygenase. The coding region runs from base 1 to 1242 and encodes 413 amino acids. Gene Ontology annotation, molecular function: oxidoreductase activity. The transcript is spliced from 4 exons. The record is from RefSeq and is a predicted model, not a curated record. NCBI's taxonomy places the organism in Eukaryota, Fungi, Ascomycota, Sordariomycetes, Glomerellales, Glomerellaceae.
AUGGUCAUUGUUUCAGUUGUUACGGAGGAAGCCACGGACUUUCGUCUUUCUGCGGCAAGAAGUCCCUGUGAGCUUCGUCACGCCGAGAAGUCGACCGGACGAGUGGUUCCGAUCCAACACCCUAAGACUAGCAUGGUGGAUUUUGGCGCCGAAAUUUACGGGAUUGACUUGAACGAUUUCAGCGACGCCGACUUUGAAUUCAUAUCUAAUGCCCUACAUACGCACAAAUUGCUCGUCUUCAAGGAACAACCCCAGAUGCUUAAACCUCAGCAGCAAUAUCUGCUCACAUCAAACUUUGACCCCGACGAAACGACUGGGGGCUUUGCUCACGGGAGAGACCCCUUUCUGACGACUCAUAACGGCAUCGACAUCUACGGCAUCCCCAAACGUCCAGCGAUUCCCGAGCAACCGCAAGUACAUAUACUUGGUCGUGGACCCCUACCUGAGAACCACUAUGGUUUCCCACCCGGAUUCGAGGUUCAGGGCAUUGAUCAUGAGGAGUUCCAUCUCCCACCACAUAUUCCAGCCGUAGAUCGAGAGAAUGGUGCCUCCCGUUUCUACCAGUGGCACUUCGAUGGUGCCUUAUACGCAAUCCCUCCGCCCCGGGUAGGUUGCUUGUUGGCGGUCCGAACACCCAAGGGGCCCGAUGUCACCGUGCGGUGGGACGAUGGUAGCGGCACUGAGAUGAAGAUGGCACCCGGGUCAACGGCUAUGGUGGCUGGCAGUAGGGCCUUGGCUCUCCUUGAUGAUGACAUGCGGAAACUUGUCCUGAACAGCAGGAUCGAAUAUGCACCGCAUGCAUUUUCAUGGAUGGCCGGAGCUCACAGUACGCGUCUGGGACAUCUGCUGGAGACGGAAGGAUUGGAGAAGCCGUUAGACCAACUGCCAAAGUGGGAGAGCAGCAAGGUCUGCGUGUAUCCCAUGGUGUGGACCAAUCCUAAGACAGGCGAGAAGUCGUUGCAAGUUCACGGCCAGGGGGCUUUCAAGCUCUACCUGAAGACUGAGCCAAAUGGUCUGGAGACAGUUAUAGAUGACCUGAAGGAGGUCAGAGCUUUCAUGGAUAGAAUUAUGAAACCGGUACUGCAACCGGAGAACAUCUACGCCCAUCCCCAUCAAGAACAGGACGUGAUUCUCUGGUACAACAGAGCCUUGUGGCAUAGCAUAACGGAGUUCCCCAAGGCAUAUGGGCCCCGGGUGAUGCACCAGUGCAAUGUUGCCGCGAGUGAUCAUCCUUCAGGCUGA